AUGGAGGCCGGCCGCCGCCGUGAGGCGAUUUCCGGCGGCGGUUCCAGGCGGAGGAGGGUGGCGUUACGCUUCAGUGCUACAAGGAUUUCUAAUUCAAUCCCUCGCAUGCUUAACUGGUCAGCUAGUAAGGGUCAGAUUUGGUUAGCCGCAAUUGAAGACACAAUGAUCAAGCCUGAAUGGAUGAAGUUCACCAGCAUAAAUGAAUCGCCUGAAGAGCUUUCAGUUAUGUCUUUGCCUGAUAAAGUUGAGUACAAAAUUGAAGAGGUUGAACAUAUUUCUGAGGAUCCCAAAGUUGAUGCUCCUCCAUUGGAACCCAAACAAUCAAUUGGAAAAGAGGACAAUGAGUCUAUUCUUCGUAAAAUAAGAAAGUUAAAAAGAGGUCUUGAGGAGGUCGAUGAAAAGAUUGCAGAUUUUAGGAAAGAUGUCUUUGAAGAACUAGGUAGCCUUCGAGUGCUAAUAAAUGAGUCAGUCAACACUGUUUUGCAGGUGUUAAAUAGUCGAAAUGAUCAAGUUGAUGCAAAGUUUGCUGGGAGUUCAACCAAAAAUACUGACCAACCAAAAGACAAUAACAAUCAGCAAUUUCAGUUCACUAGUGGAGAACCAGUGCAGGCCAGCACCAGCAAAACAGAACAUAUUGAAGGUGCACUUGGUGAAGAAAAUCAUCCAGCACGUGUUGAUUUAUAUACACAUUUUGAAGGCGCAGUUGAUGAAGAGAAUGCAGAGAGGGAAGAUAUGCAUGCACAAUCUCCAAUUCACGGAGUGACAGUAGCAGCUCAAAGAGAACAACAGAAUGAGGAAGAUGACAAUGUAGGUGAAGAGGCAGAGUAUGUGAAUGUAGGUGAUUCAGAAGACUCCGGAGGUGAGAAGAAGGAGAUUACACUUGAUGAUUUCGAGCUGCCUGAUAACUUCUCCCAAUUGGUUAAGCUCGGCGAGCCUAUACAAGAUGAAACAACACCCCUGCAUCAAGUUCUAGUGGCAGCACCCUCGGUUGGACCUCAAAUUUUUCACCUCAAGCACCCAUUUACUAGUGUUAUUGGUCAAGAUGUAGAUCCUGAGUUGUUGGAUCAAUUCAACAAGUGGUUAUACCACGGUACCGACACAGGUUCAAAGAGGAGGAAGGCUCCGUAUUCUAUAAAGGACAACCAAAUUAAGCCAUGGUUAGAUCUUGGAGUGGAAAAGGUUGACAAGAAGGAGUGGUUCUUUUCCCUGGCACACCCUGGACAAGUCCUUAAUGACUCGCACAUUAAUGUUAUAAUGUAUUACUUGAGGAAAAGAGGCAAGUAUGGCCCCCACAAUAAGACCAGGUUUACUACAACAGAUUGUUUGUUCAAGACUAGGAUUGAACAAAUUUAUGAAAAGUUCCAAAAUUCUCCUCAAGAAAAGAAGUUUUCUGUUGUCAAACCCCAGGACAUUGUAGCGAAAUAUAUAUUGGGAUAUAGACUACUCGCAAAUGUUGCAUGGAAUGAAGUUGAUUAUGUCAUCAUGCCCGUCAACAUUGUAGAAAAAUUCCACUGGUUGUUGGUUGUUUUUGACAUUGCAGACAGGCAACUUUAUGUGUAUGAUUCCAUGGUCUCUUCACGCAAUCAUCCUAUUGUUGAAUCUUGUGUCGACAAGUUUUCUGUUAUUAUCCCUUUGUAUUUGUCAUGCACUGGUUUUUAUGGGAAGCGUAAAGAUAUCAACUUCAAGAAUACAAAGGCAUACAUUGAGACUGUUGUUACCGACCCUCUUAAUAUUUACGAUUGUGGUGUAUUUGUUGUUGCCUUUGCAGAGUAUGCUAGUCUUGGAGACUUAAUUCCGGAAGAAGACCUUUUUGAUAUUGACCAACAUCGUAGACGCUAUGGAGCGCUACUUUGGGACUAUGCUAGAAAGAAGCAGGAGCAUGGGGCAAUUAGUGAUAGUGAGGUGACAAGCAAAUUGGCAAGGAGAAAAUGUGCACCAGCUUUGAAUGAGAAAACACGAGUCCAUAGGAAGAAAAAGUAG
Molecule: messenger RNA, 1980 nt
Organism: Nicotiana attenuata
Lineage: Eukaryota; Viridiplantae; Streptophyta; Magnoliopsida; Solanales; Solanaceae
Exons: 11
Coding region: 1-1980 (659 amino acids)
Biological process (GO): proteolysis
Molecular function (GO): cysteine-type peptidase activity
Source: RefSeq, a predicted model, not a curated record